Paramormyrops kingsleyae is the source of this 4325-nucleotide messenger RNA. RefSeq names its product ras-GEF domain-containing family member 1C. The record is from RefSeq and is a predicted model, not a curated record. Lineage: Eukaryota; Metazoa; Chordata; Actinopteri; Osteoglossiformes; Mormyridae. Gene Ontology annotation, cellular component: plasma membrane. Gene Ontology annotation, molecular function: guanyl-nucleotide exchange factor activity. Gene Ontology annotation, biological process: Ras protein signal transduction.
UGCGCAGGAAGUGGUGAGGCUGAGAUUAAUUCUGUAAUGCUUUUAGGGGAGACACAAUUACAGAACAGCGUGGUGCCGCGGAGUCUGUGGCAGGUGUAACUGCAAGCUUUACGUUACAGUAAUACAGAGCUUCUGGGUGAGGGGCGAACGAGCACAGACUACAUACUCCGAGCGCUUCUGUCGUAUCAAUAUUGCACGCUGCAACUUCUGGACGCUCAUAUUCCCUGCAUACUCGCACAACGGUACAUGGGGAAGACAGCCUAGAAGCAUCUCCGUCAAUGGUGUCCAGCCGACGUGGGCUUUCCGUCAUCCACUGAAACGCUUUUGCAUACCAAUAUAUGGAGCGAUAAAACGGAUCUGGACUGCUGGUGAGCCCGGGAUCAGUCAACCUGGAUGGUUUGUUUUCGGAUAAACACCUUACACGUCCACUGCAAAGAGGGAAUCCGGGCGUGCGGUGCGGGCUUCGCCUCCGUAAGCACGUUGGUGUAGACCUGCUGCAUUCACUUGGAUGUCGCCGAUGUACACGUUUACCGCAGCUUAUUCUUUUCAAUUAGGACCUGCCGUGCCUUAAUAGCCUACGUUCUGCCCAAGCGAACCCUCUUUGGAUUUAUAUAAUAAAGUGAUUUUCGUUUCUUUAUUGUCUGGACUCCGGCGCUUCAGGAUUAUUCACCACAAACGAAUAGAAAGGAAACCACCAGGAAGCGAGAAGGGAACUAUGUGUGUCUAGAAUUGGCAGGAAUGCCCCAGACUCUGUGCUCCAGCAGUAUGUUCACUCCUAGUGGAUUCAGCCCUCACCUGGUCCCCGGCGAGGAGCCCCCCCAAGACGGCCCUGGACCAGGCCCCGGAAUCCCAGAGGGACCUCAGCUCACCUCCGCCUCCCUGGACGCCCUAAUCCAACACCUGGUGCCCACUGCUGACUAUUACCCAGAGAAGGCGUACGUGUUUACCUUCCUCCUGAGCUCACGUCUCUUCAUCCCUCCUCACGACCUGCUGUCGCGUGUCUGUCAGCUCUGCAUCAAACAGCAGCAACUGGAUCAGAUUCCUCUGGACAUGGCCAAGGUACGCAAGUUCGGACCCAAGAUUCUGCAGCUCCUGACGGAGUGGACAGAAACCUUCCCCUCCGACUUUCAGGAAGAGGAGAUGGUGGCUCACCUGAAAGACAUCAUCCACAGGAUAGCACCGGUUGAUGAGGCCUACUGGAAGACCAUGAACCAGAUCCUUCAAAACGUGAAGCAGAAGCUGGCGACCAUGAGCCAAGGGGACGACAGCAUCGUCAAAGUCAACGCCUCUGUCUCCGAUAAGCUGGUGGCCUUCAAGACCAAACCCCCGCCCAUCCAGAAGGACAUCCUCAGCAUCUGCAACGACCCCUAUGCCCUGGCCCAGCAGCUCACAUACGUGGAACUGGAGCGCCUGAGUCACAUCGGACCGGAGGAGUUUGUCCAGGCCUUCGCACAGAAAGACCCGCUGGACACCUCUCAGCCCUGCUUCAGCGAGCAAAAGAAGAAGACCAGUAACCUGGAAGCCUAUGUGAAAUGGUUCAACAGACUCUGCUACCUGGUCGCCACGGAGAUCUGCAUGCCGGCGAAGAAGAAGCAGCGAGCGCUGGUGAUCGAGUUCUUCAUCGACGUGGCCCGAGAGUGUUUCAACAUUGGCAACUUCAACUCCCUCAUGGCCAUCAUCUCCGGCAUGAACAUGAGCCCCGUAUCUCGGCUGAAGAAGACCUGGGGAAAGGUGAAGACUGCCAAGUUCUUCAUCCUGGAGCACCAAAUGGACCCGACCGGAAACUUCUACAACUACAGAACGGCUUUGAAGGGUGCGGCGCACCGGUCACAGACAGCUCACAGCAACAGGGAGAAGAUAGUCAUCCCAUUCUUCAGCCUGCUCAUCAAAGACAUCUACUUCCUCAAUGAAGGGUGUGCCAACCGCCUUCCCAACGGGCAUGUCAACUUCGAGAAAUUCGUGGAGCUGGCGAGGCAGGUGGGGGAAUUCAUGACCUGGAAGCAGGUGGAGUGCCCAUUUGAGCAGGACCGGCACAUUCUGCACUACCUUCACACCGCGCCCAUCUUCAAUGAGGAUGGGCUGUACCUGGCAUCCUACGAGAGCGAGAGCCCAGAAAACCAAGUAGAGAAAGACAGGUGGAAAUCUCUCAGAUCCACCAUCCUGGGGAAGACAUGAGGAGGGGCGGACAAGUCAGCACAAGAAGGGGACACGUUCAUUGCACUAAAAAGAGACUCUGAAGGAACCAAGCUGGAACUUAGGUGUUUUUAUUACAACCGAAGAAAUCAAGAAUGAUGACAGGACUCAUCAGGAAAAAAUAAAUCAAGAAAGAUAAACAUUGUACAGAAUUGCGAACACAGAGAGGACUUAAGCAAAUUGCCCUUGCAAAGUAUUAGAAUAUAUUUUUUCUUUAUUUUGCCCUGAGCAUCAGGAGCCAACUUGUGUAUAUAUUUAUACAUUCAGAGUCAGGGUGUAUGAGGUGAACGUGUAGAGGAAUGAGUGCGUAUUGAUAUCUGUGCGAGUGACCGAUCUGUACGUCGUCUUUUCCUCCAGUGUAGUUUUUCUUUAACGAGGUUCCGAUAUGAAGUACAAGCAGAAGGAUGUACAGCCCUCCUGUUUUAUAUAAAUUAUUGAUAUUUUUCUCUGCCCAACAGCCUUGUGUGACUUCAGUGUUGUAACAUUGUCAUGAGCGUAGGGUCAUGUCUGUCCCAGAAGGCCCAAGGGACUGUUUGGUCCCAUUUUGUUUACUGCGAUCUGAGACGUGUGGCAUCCUUCGGAAGUAGAGGCCGUUCACGGUUUAGCUGGAAAGUUCACCGUUGCUAUUUUUCUCUCCGGCAAACACUGCCUUCAUUGGGGCAGGCAGAUAAGCUAAGCGACUCCUUUGACUCGUGCCCCAUGGCGGCAACUCUCUGCCAGUGGUUCCAGCAAACUAUGGAUGCUGAUGACCGAACAGCUAUGGAGCAUUCACCUACAAUCGACACGCCGUGGAAACACCCCCUUCGUCAACCUCUGCCAGCUUUCAUUUUGCAGUCGAUUCGACGAUAUCGAACCCCCAGUCAGGUCGACGGGCCUGGCUGACCAUUGGGCGACGAGGAGGGAACUUCCCACUUCUGGUUUGCAGGACAUUCAUCACUGACUGAUAUUCAGUUGUUAAACGUUCGUUUGAAAAUUCUGUAAUGACAGAUUUGUGUUGUUGUUUUUUUAUUAUUAUUAUUAUUAUUCUGCUAAAAGGUCAAUUCCUCAUGGCAUGUUUAAACAGCAUUUUUUUUAAAAAAAAAAAAGGGCAUUAUGCUUUUCAUGUCGUAACACUGAAGGCAUUAUUUUCUCAAACACAAAACUGUGUCAUACCACAGCAGUGUACUUAUUCUUUUUUCUUUGUAAUGUAAAUGUGAAUAACGUGGUACGUUUGGGACACUUUUUGGCGUGAGGUUUAUAAUGGGAACAAACGGAAAACGAUACUCUUUUAGGUCCUUACUUAAAACAGAGGGAUUUUUUACACACAGAAUCUGUUGUUUUUUGCUGGAAACAAAAUAACAGUCGUGUCCUUCUCGCUUAAUCUCUUGUUGUUAAUGACAAUGAUGUUGUAUAAAGUGGUUGCAGAGUUUUGAUUUGCUGUCUCAUGGCAAUGGGGGUGGGAAUCUGGGAGAGGGAUGUCAUGUGACAUGGGUACUUUCUAUGAUAAUUUAAUUUCUGAAGUCUUAUUCUGCUUAAAAUGGUUGUGUGAGUGGUGUGCUUGUGGGACACCUUACUGUGCAAAGUUCCGCUCCAUUCUGUUUGGUCGAUAUCACUUUUGCUUUUCAAUGAAUAUGGUUAUUUUUGGUACAUUUGACUUUUACUCUCUGAUGUCAUUUCGUGGAAUAAUCUUCCUAUAGUCUGGUUGGCUAGCACAGAAUCUUCUCCCUUCUCAUUGGCUGUCAUCUCUUAGGACAGAUAUGUCUCCAGAGGGCAUUCUGUCUUAUCGACACAUUGCUGCAGGACCUGACAGGAAGCCACCCCCAAAAACAUUUUAGUUUCCACUUGUGUCCACUUGUCAGAUCCCGGUCUCUGCUUCCACUAUAACAAUAUAGUUGUCUUGUUAAUACAGCAAGAGCCCUGUUAUCAGAUGUUACACACGCAUUAUGAGCCAUCAAAAAUGGUACGUUGAGAUUGUACUCAGAGGCUACGAAGACAGCACAGUAGAUCUUCACACAUGUCGUACUUGGCUGAGAUUUCAUGGGAGACUCCCUUCUGCUAGCGGGCAGGGGUGAUGGUGGGUUUAUAUGUCUUUAUUUGGGUACCAUACAAUGUAUUUAAAAAAUAAACAUAAAUAAAAACAAUGGUGUCUGUGA